AUGUUUGCGAUAAAUACUUUAGUGUUUUUGCUUUCUACACCUUAUAUUUCUUGUCUAUCUGUCCAAGAAAGUCCAGAUGUUGGUAUUAUUGGCGGGCAUGACAUUACCAUAGAAAAGGUUCCCUUCAUAGCUUCACUGCGGCUGGAUGGAAAGAUACAUUUUUGCGGAUGCUCCAUCAUUGAUGAACAAUUUGUUCUAUCAGCUGCACACUGUAUAGUGCCAAAUCGAGAGUACAAAGUUUUAGUCGGCACAAGCAAACUUCACCAAGGUGGAAGCCUCUAUGAUGUAGAGAAAAUAUUAGUACAUCCCAAAUAUAACAAUAGAACUUACGACUAUGAUAUCUCCAUUCUGAAGUUGAAGGAACCUCUAGUAUUUUCAACUAAAGUGAACAAAAUAGAUUUGUUCGAUAACAGUAUCAAGAUGAAAAGUGGAACGAUCUUAAAAACUGUUGGUUGGGGAUACACUGAGCCUAAAGGAAAUAUAUCUGAAACACUGCGUGUCGUUCAACUACCGAAGGUGUCACGGGCACCUUGCCAGCGUGCAUUUGGAAACAAAAUUGAAAUAACUCGAAGAAUGAUUUGCGCAGGUGGCGAAGGAAAAGACACCUGCAAGGGCGACAGUGGAGGUCCCUUGAUAUGGAAAACUGCCCAAGUAGGCAUCACAUCCUUUGGUAGCAAUUGUGGCAGCCUGCCAGGUGUCUACACUAACGUUUUUAAAAUGGCACAUUGGAUUACACGUACCAUCGCUGAGAACCUUUAA
Messenger RNA from Arctia plantaginis, 759 nucleotides. Lineage: Eukaryota; Metazoa; Arthropoda; Insecta; Lepidoptera; Erebidae. The record is from the annotation of a GenBank genome assembly.